CCACAACCAAUACCAUUUCUCAUAGCCCCCAGAAAACACCCCAAAUCUUGGGGGAAAAAAACCAAAAAAACUCAAAAGCUCAACUCAAGAAAAUUACCCAAAUCAAAUUGAUACAUUUUUUUCAGCUCACCAAAUUAAAACCACUAUAAACCCAUACACGCCAAGCAACACACAAAGUACCACACCCAUAUAACACAUGACUCACCUCGAACUAACUCUAUUCCCAUGCACUAUUACUACUCUUACUACUUCAAUCACGAAUCUCAUCAUCCCAAACUUAUGACCAUGAACCUCACCACCCACAUGACCUCUUCUCUCUCCUCCGGCCACCUCGCCUUCAUCGGAGGCCGGAUCUCUCUCCCGGAAAUCCAAUUUCUCGAGAUCCUUUUGGCGGUUGUCGGUUUCGUGACCAUUCACUCUCUUCGCCAACGAAAGAGCCAGGGUUUGCCAGUCUGGCCUUUCGUUGGCAUGUUGCCUUCGUUAGUGGCCGGUCUUAAGGUUGACAUGUACGAGUGGAUCUCUGGCAUUCUAUGUCGCCAGAACGGGACUUUUACGUUCAAAGGGCCAUGGUUUACAAAUCUCAAUUGUGUUGUGACUGCGGAUCCUCGUAAUUUAGAGCAUCUUCUCAAAACUAAGUUUCCAAAUUUCCCUAAAGGAGGGUACUUUCGCGACACGCUUCGUGAUCUCCUUGGUAAUGGUAUAUUCAAUGCUGAUGAUGAAACAUGGCAGCGACAAAGAAAAACCGCUAGCAUCGAAUUCCACUCUACGAAGUUCCGGAACUUGACAACUGAGUCCUUGCUCGAGCUAGUACAUGCUCGGCUUUUACCAGUUUUAGAACAAUCCCUCGAAAAAUCUCAACCUAUUGAUCUACAAGAUGUUCUAUUACGACUCACAUUCGACAACGUUUGCAUGAUCGCAUUCGGGGUUGAUCCGGGGUGUUUAAGCCCCGAAUUACCCGAAAUCCCAUUCGCCAAGUCCUUUGAGGACGCAACAGAAGCAUCUCUACUACGAUUCGUUACGCCAACUUUUAUAUGGAAAACCAUGAGGUUUUUCGACUUGGGUUUCGAAAGAGUACUAAAGAGCUCGAUAAAACAAGUCGAUUUGUUUGCAGACGAAGUGAUUCGGACGAGGAAGGAAGAACUCUUGACACAAUUGCAAGAGGGUGACAAUAACAAGCAGAGAUCAGAUCUAUUAACGGUGUUUAUGAGGUUGAGAGACGAGCAAGGAAAGGCGUUUUCGGAUGUUUUUUUACGCGAUAUAUGCGUGAACUUUAUACUUGCCGGGAGAGAUACUUCGUCGGUGGCGUUGAGCUGGUUUUUCUGGCUGCUUGAUCGGAAUCCGGUGGUGGAGGAGAGAAUACUUGCAGAAAUAUGUAGAAUAAUUGGGGAGAGAGAAGAUGGAAAGAGAGAAAGUCCAUUGAUAUUUAAGCCGGAGGAGGUGAAGAAGAUGGAUUAUUUGCAGGCUGCUCUAUCAGAGGCUCUAAGGUUGUACCCUUCUGUGCCUGUGGAUCACAAGGAGGUUGUUGAAGGUGAUGUUUUCCCAGAUGGAACAGUCUUAAAAAAAGGAACAAAAAUUAUCUAUGCAAUUUAUGCAAUGGGAAGAAUGGAGGCAAUAUGGGGAAAAGACUGCCGGGACUACAAACCGGAGCGGUGGCUCCGUGACGGCCGGUUCAUGAGCGAGUCGGCCUACAAGUUCACAGCAUUCAACGGCGGCCCUAGGUUGUGCUUGGGGAAGGACUUUGCUUACUACCAAAUGAAAUUCGCCGCGGCCUCCAUCCUCUACUGCUACCGGGUGGUGGUCGAGGAAAACCACCCGGUGGUGCCAAAACUUGCCCUAACCAUGUACAUGAAGCAUGGAUUGAAGGUGAAGGUUUUCCGGCGCGGCGAGGCUGAGAUUCAAAAGUAUUUUUAGAAUCCAAGUAAAAUGCUCUCAUGUCCAUGCUAGUUUGUGUGUUUACUUUGUUAUGUUAUCUUUUAUUUGUCUUGAUUUCUUUACUACAUAGCUUGUGUGUAUUACAUUAUUAUAUUAAAAUAUUUAGGACAAAUUAUAUCAAUAAUUUUUGUAUUUUUUUUAUGGCAAUUUAGUCUUUAUAAUUUUAAUCACAUCAGUUUUACCUUAAAACUUUUCGUAUUGCAUUAGUUUAGUCCCAUUGAUAACAA
Camellia sinensis is the source of this 2159-nucleotide messenger RNA. RefSeq names its product cytochrome P450 86B1. The record is from RefSeq and is a predicted model, not a curated record. Gene Ontology annotation, molecular function: heme binding; oxidoreductase activity, acting on paired donors, with incorporation or reduction of molecular oxygen; iron ion binding. Lineage: Eukaryota; Viridiplantae; Streptophyta; Magnoliopsida; Ericales; Theaceae.